Phaeodactylum tricornutum CCAP 1055/1 is the source of this 790-nucleotide messenger RNA. RefSeq lists its product with no specific name. NCBI's taxonomy places the organism in Eukaryota, Bacillariophyta, Bacillariophyceae, Surirellales, Neidiaceae. Bases 1 to 729 code for a protein of 242 amino acids. The record is from RefSeq and is a predicted model, not a curated record. The transcript has 2 exons.
AUGUCGCGACUAUGUCGUGAACGGACUGCCGCUGCGAAAGUUGACGCUGCAACAAGCGCAGGACACGGGGGGAAAUCCCGAAGUAUCUGCGCAACAUCCCUCUUACCACAGCACGACAAUAUCCGAUACGGACCCUUUGGAUCCGUCGAUACUGUGUCGGUUGUAUCUGUGCGCUUAAAGUGUUCACUCCAAGUCCAGGACCGACCUAGGUCUCAAAAAAUGAUUCGAAUAUUCGCCAAAAAAGUGUUUACUCCGCAACUGACGGGACGGUUGAUGUUUAGUUCGAACGUUCCAGUAACGAGCGCUCCAGCGACAGUCCCUUCCGUAAGGGAUCUUUUGAUAGAUCUGACUCUCGUUGAUCCGAGCGGCGCCCGGCGGAAAAUAAAAGGUGUUAUUGGCCGAACUCUGUACGAAGUCUGCGAUAUGUACGAUAUCGACAUUGGCCCUGCAAGUGGUGGUUCGGCACCGGAGGAAGCGCGUACGGAGACCUGGUUCGAGCCGACGUUUGGCGAGGGCACCACUUCGGGCUACGAUCACGUCGUUCUGGUUGGCAAAGGCUCGGACAAGGCCCAGCGCAUGACGCCGGUGGAAGAGCAGAUGCUAGAUGAUCACUGGAGCUUUGACGAAAUUUAUGAGGGCAGCCGUUUGGCUUCCGCAGUAAAGUUAGUUAAGGAAAUGGACGGCAUGACCGUGUAUAUUCCUGAUCGUAUCGUCGACGAUUGUCCGUAAGAAUUGAAACCGCAGUCGGGUUAUUUGGCAUUAAACAAAGUAAUGGCAUGUACACGACUUU